AUGGGUUGCUGAAGACCAAUUCUAACCAGGAAUCUUCACGGGACCAUAAUUAUGGUAGUGAAAAAACAAUACCACAUAAUCAUUAGGGUCUGGGAUACGAACUCACAACCAGCGCGUCACGACAGCUAAAACGCGUAGUUUCAGCGAAACAGUUUAACGGUAAUGAGAAAAAUUGUCGAUUAAAGUACAUAACAUUAAUAAAACCUCAUGACAAGUAUUUAUUACACAUCGAUGUAGAACGAUACAUAAUAUUAAUUAAUCCUGUAUAAUAACUAUACAUUACGCAUGGAUUUGGAACGGUUUUAUAAGAAAAAUCAAAUCGUUUUCACGAGGCGUAUUGUGUAUAUUUAUCUGGAACACAAAACACUUAAAACAAUAUUUACACAGGUGCAUGCAUUCAGAUAAUGUAAGUGCACAUUGUCCCUGUUAUAAAGCACCUAAAUCUGAAGGCAGAUAUGCAAAUUUGUGUAGCCUAUUUUGCAUAGUUUAGGUGACCCUUAUACUCAUAGAAAAUUGACCCUGUACAUACUUGUCAAUCUUAACAAAAUCGAAAGCUCCCCACAGCAGGUAUUAUUUCGUUUUAGGAUAAAUAUUCCAUCUUUUUAGAAAAACCGGUGUAAUUGGAAGGAAGUUCUGUUAGCAACGCCAUGCAUUUCAGACGCGGAUCUGAGACACUAAGUCACUUGCUUCAUAUUGCGUCAUGCACAAGCGUACUCUAACACCGAAGUAGUUGACUCACGACGCAACAGGCCACGGUGACAUUAUAGAGUGCACCAGAAUGUAAGUCAAACGUACGCUACCGAUCAAACACAAGUGUCUCUUGUCGGGGACUGUAUCCGAGACUUGUUACCAUGUACAACUUGCGGAAGUGGUGGACUUUUAAACCGGUUUUUCUUAAAACACGGACUGGAUAUUUCGUUUUACAUCAACAUUAUGUCAAACUUGUACACGGAAACUGUGUCUUAUGCAGGGGAAUGUAUUUCUUGUUAAAUCCGACAAGGAAUGUUUUCAAAUUCCCCGAUACUUUUGAACAAGUGGACGAUUUGAAAUCGUUCAAAGUAAGAACAGUUCGUGGCGGAUCUGAAAGACGACCUGAGCUGAUAGGCUAUUCUGAGGAUAUUUAUGACGAAGAUAGAUCGGCGGUGUACACUCAAAGUGAACGAAUGCACAGAAUUCAGACAGAACUAACACGAAAAGCCAUUGAGCUACUUGAACAUACAAAACCUCUCUCAACAAACCCCUGCGUCCUUGACAUUGGUAGUGGAUCUGGGAUUAGCUCCGCCAUCUUGAAAAAGGCUGGAUAUUUUGUUGUCGGAACAGACAGUAAUACGUUUAUGUUAAGUAUUUGUAAAAAUAAACUGAACAGCCAGGAUUGUGUGAAAUUAAAUAUGUUCUACCAUUUACCGUUUCGAGCGAGUUGUGUUGGCACGGUUGUGAGUAUUUCAGCGUUACAGUGGAUCUACGCCCUGUCUGACUGUCACAGAUACAUGGGAAUGCUGUUUUCGUCUCUGCACGACUGUCUUGAUGAAAAUGGACGGGGUGUUCUACAGUUCUAUCCUCGGAUGUUGUCAGACGUGGAGAACACUUUGGACGUUGCACAGAAAUACUUUCCUCAUGGUGCUCUGGUUUGUGAUUUUCCUCAUUCUCACAGAGGGAAGAAAAUAUAUUUGAUAUUGAUCAAAUAAAAUACAUGUGAAUAUAUAGAUAUGUCAUUGAGUUAGUGAAUAAAUAUGUUUAUCAUA
Molecule: messenger RNA, 1742 nt
Organism: Haliotis rufescens (red abalone)
Lineage: Eukaryota; Metazoa; Mollusca; Gastropoda; Lepetellida; Haliotidae
Product: 18S rRNA (guanine-N(7))-methyltransferase bud23-like
Exons: 1
Coding region: 852-1685 (277 amino acids)
Biological process (GO): rRNA (guanine-N7)-methylation
Cellular component (GO): nucleolus
Molecular function (GO): rRNA (guanine) methyltransferase activity
Source: RefSeq, a predicted model, not a curated record